UCUCUCUAUCAUUUUCUUGUUUUCUCAUGUUUUGGUUUUCUGAAUUCAUAUUCUCUGAUUAUUCAGUUCCUAGUUUUAAAAUCUCUCUCUCUUUCUCUCUCAUGGAUGAUAUAUUCAGUGGUUUACUUUUAAAACCUCUCUCUCAUGGAUGAUGUAUUCAGUGGUUUCACAAUUUUGAGGAGAAUUGUGGUUAUUUGCAGGUUUGUAUUGAGUGAAUGGAAAUGGAUACGAUGAUAGUUCCCCCUGGUUUUAGAUUUCAUCCCACAGAGGAAGAGUUGGUGGGUUAUUACCUAACCAAGAAAAUUACGUCUCAACAGAUUGAUCUCGACAUCAUCAGGGACAUCGAUCUCUACCGGAUCGAACCUUGGGAUCUCCACGAAAGGUGUGGGAAUUUGUACGAAGAACAAAAGGAGUGGUACUUCUUCAGCUACAAAGACAGGAAAUACCCCACGGGAACAAGGACCAACAGGGCUACUCUGGCUGGUUUUUGGAAGGCAACGGGGAGGGACAAGACGAUCUUUUCGAAGGGUAAUAAGGUCAUUGGUAUGAGAAAGACCCUCGUCUUCUACCAAGGCCGGGCACCAAACGGGCGCAAGUCCGAUUGGAUCAUGCAUGAGUACAGGCUUCAGACCACCGAAGAUGCCCCUCCUCAGGAAGAAGGUUGGGUGGUGUGCCGAGCUUUCCGAAAACAAAGUUCGUCUACGAAGGGAAGCACAGAAGCCUGGAGAUCCAUCAACCAAGCAAGAAUUCCGUUGUUAACGGAUGUUUUUGACCUAUCAUCACAAUUCUCAGAUUCUCCACCUUUGAUUCCCCUAAACGAAUACCAGAAUGCUUCUUCCUGCAAUGAUGGGUCUCAUUUAGAUAACAUGAAUACUCCCCAAUUUCUCCACCUUCCAAAGUUGGAAAGCUCCAACUCCCCUAUGCAACAACUUCAAAAGACAGAUUUUGAACCCUCUUAUACAUUGGUUGAAGAUCAAGAGAAUGAAAAUAGUUCUAGAGGAAAAGCAACUACUUGGGGGGCUCUUGACUGGAUUUUUAAUUCACUUCUUGACCAGCCUUAGCUGAAGUCAGUAGCUUAGGAGGAACCUCAAGAGUGAACAAAAGUCCUACCUCUUCUGUGUUUUUUUUUUUUUCGCCCUUUUAUAAAGAGAAAGACCCAUACAACUGGGGAUUUAGAGCUUUUUUUUUU
Amborella trichopoda is the source of this 1189-nucleotide messenger RNA. Its product is annotated as NAC domain-containing protein 37. The record is from RefSeq and is a predicted model, not a curated record. Gene Ontology annotation, molecular function: DNA binding. Lineage: Eukaryota; Viridiplantae; Streptophyta; Magnoliopsida; Amborellales; Amborellaceae. Gene Ontology annotation, biological process: regulation of DNA-templated transcription.